CGGAAUUAUGUCUGACCACGAGAACACUGGUGAAAACACCUCCGAAUAUCAGUACAAGCAACCACCACAAAAGAGCAUCGACGAGCUUCUCAAUGCUGACAAGGAGGACGAGUCUCUAAAAGUGUACAAAGCCAAACUUCUCGGCCAAGGAACAGUCAUUGUCGACGAGAAGAACCCACUCCGCGUGAUUGUCCGAUCCGUCGAGCUGCUCAUUAAUGGUAAAACUGCGCAAUCAUUUGACUUAUCGGAUCCAGCAAAACUUGUCAACUCUGACUUGUCUGUUUCCAUCAAAGAAGGUUCCAAUUACCGGUUAAGCUUUGCUUUCCAUGUGCAACGCGAAAUUACGUCCGGAUUGCACUACAAACAUAAGGUGAAACGAUCCGGUAUCACUGUGGAGAAUGAGAAGUACAUGAUGGGAAGCUACGCGCCAAAACUUGAGAUUCAGGAGUACAAAUCACCAAACGAAGAAGCUCCGUCUGGAAUGAUGCAUCGUGGAAAGUACAAGGUGUACUCGAAAAUUACCGACGAUGACAACAAUGUGUAUCUUGACUGGCAAUGGACCCUUCACAUUACCAAGGAGUAGAAUAAUUUUCCGCCUUUACUGAACCUCAUAUUUAUAUUCAAAUUCUCAAUGAAAAUGACUUUUUUCUCCAAUUUACCGCCCACCCCAAAUGUUUUCCUUGUUUUAUGGUUAUUAUUGAUUUUGAUGCACUAGUUGUGUUGUGUGAUGCCUCUCCCCUUUCCCCGCCAAAUUGAAAUGAUAUAUAAAGUGAUA
This is a messenger RNA of Caenorhabditis elegans, 775 nucleotides long. It is a transcript of the gene rhi-1, whose product is annotated as putative rho GDP-dissociation inhibitor. Gene Ontology annotation, cellular component: cytoplasm. The transcript has 3 exons. Gene Ontology annotation, molecular function: Rho GDP-dissociation inhibitor activity. Bases 8 to 583 code for a protein of 191 amino acids. The record is from RefSeq and is marked reviewed. Lineage: Eukaryota; Metazoa; Nematoda; Chromadorea; Rhabditida; Rhabditidae. Gene Ontology annotation, biological process: Rho protein signal transduction.